Molecule: messenger RNA, 1228 nt
Organism: Anopheles darlingi
Lineage: Eukaryota; Metazoa; Arthropoda; Insecta; Diptera; Culicidae
Gene: mRpS35
Product: 28S ribosomal protein S35, mitochondrial
Exons: 3
Coding region: 84-1106 (340 amino acids)
Biological process (GO): mitochondrial translation
Cellular component (GO): mitochondrial small ribosomal subunit
Molecular function (GO): structural constituent of ribosome
Source: RefSeq, a predicted model, not a curated record
ACCCCGCAUGAGGUAAGACCGCGGUGCCGGGUCUGAGAAAAAUUGCGUUUUUUUGGUGAAAACUAAAAGCGGAAAUACGCAAAAUGGCCCUACUGGUGCGCUACAUCACCCUGCCACAGUGGUCACGAACGGCCCAGACACUGGGCUAUCGUAUGCAAUCGACAGCACCGCGCUUGGUGAACGAAGAUCGUGGAGGUUUCGGGCAGGAUGAAGAAUUCCGUGUAUUAAACUUGCGGCAGGUGAAAAAUCAACGUGCAGCUCGCCGAAAGGCAAUCCGGCCGGAUGUACCCCCACCACGGUCACAACAGAUGGCAACGGAUCAGGAUUGGGGUGCGGUUUGGCCCGGACCCCGUAGCUUCCAUCCUGCCUCCGUUCCACUGCCCCUUCGGCAGGGUUACGCGACCAAGAAGAACCAGAUGGCACCGGGCAAGUUUGCGAACGCGGAAUUGAUAAAGAUUCCCAACUUUCUGCACCUCACACCACCGGUCAUUAAGCGGCAGUGCGAAGCGCUGAAACAGUUCUGCACACCCUGGCCGAAGGGACUGGAGUCGGAGGAGAAGAUGCGAAGGCACUUCCCGUUGACCUGCAUUACGGCUGAUUACUGUCAUGCGCUACCCACGAUACGCAAUCCGUUGUCGCGCAUCGUCACCGUGCAGCUACAGCUCGGUGCACUGCAGCUCGAUCGUCAUGCCAAAGAUAAGCUGCUGCGGUUGGUCGGUGAACGGUAUGAUGCUGAGAGUGAUGUGCUGACGAUCGUUACCGAUCGUUGUCCGCUGAAGAAGCAGAACUACGACUAUGCGAUCUACCUGAUCACAGCGCUGUACCACGAGUCGAACGUGGUGGAACCGUGGGAAGCGACCAAGAGCGAAGCGGAUAUGGAGUAUUAUGAUUUUGAACGGAAUUGCAGCAAAAAGAAUGCCGAAGCGACGCUGAAUUGGGGUAGGAAGGAGGGUGAUGCGGACUGGGCGCCCUGCCCGAGCGAGUUCGCCGAUGCCGUGGCGAGGCUGUUUAACGACGGGGAAAACGCUUAUAAUUUGGACAAGUAUAAGGAGCAAUCGUUAGCCCUGUUGGGACUUCAGGCACCCGCAGCCGUAGCAGCGCAGUAGCAUUUUGUGUUCGUAGUGUAGGAUGUGGACGGAGCAGAAGAUCGCUAGAAAUGUAUAAUGUAGUCCUCGGCAGGAGGAUGCAACAAAUUGUCUUGUUUUAGUGGAAUAAUUUCGGUUUUCAA